CAGUUGCAGCAACCGGGAAACUGCAACCAUUAAUAUCUGCAUAACAAUUCCACUUCCUUCUCUCCAUCGCUCUGUUCUGUGACUAUUACAUCUUUUGCAACUAAUCCAGGUGGACCGUAAGUAUGGAAGGUAAGGGAAAAGAAUAAGAGAAAGAAAGAUGGAAGCUUGGGAAAGUAUAUCCGUGUAUGUAUGAGGGGGAAGAAAAAAGGUGGGAGCUUCGGAAAGGGAAGGUCAGAGAUAGAAAGUUAGAUGUGGGGGGUUGCCAGAAAUACCCCUCAACAGACCCCCAAUGACUUCAUCGUCAAGGAGGUUGUGGGAAAAAACCAUCUUUCUUCUUCCAUCCAAGGAAGGAAGGGCUGCUCACCAAUUCCCGAUUUUUAUGGGGCUCCUUGGGGUUUUGUCCCGGUCAGAUCCUACACAGGGGGGAGAGAUAGAGAGAGAGAGAGAAAAAACAGGGGAAAGAACCGACGCUUUCUCUCUCAACCCCUAUUUCCUUGAUAUUCUCUUCUUACCAUUCCUUCGCUCUCUCUCCUCCAUCUGUUAUUGUCUAUAUCUUUAUGACAUCCUUGCUAGUCGGUCCUUUAAGCCAACUGGUUCUGUCCUCAUCUUCAUUUCGAGCCGUGUCUGUUCCUCCAUUUCGUCUUUCUUUGGUUCUCUUUUGAAUCUAGGAAAAUGAUGAAGAAGAAGAUUAGGGUUUCCAAGGAUCCAUCGUCGUCGUCGACUCCUUAUUUCCCUGAUGGAGACGAGGCAAGGGCGAGAUUCAAGUACAACUCUCUCUUCCAGGACUUUCAGGAGUUGCUACAGGAAACUAAAGAAAAAAGGGAUAGAUUGGAGAAGAUAGUGCAGAAGAAACUCCAGCUCUUGGCUGAAGUAAAAUUCUUAAAGCGAAAAUUCCAACAGUUCUCAACAACUCAGACUGUCCAAUUCAAAUUGAAGAAGCAGAUUCACAGAUUGCCUUCCCCUUCUGGUUGUGUAGCUCAGCCCAAGAAUCCAGUGUUUCAGACUGAACUUCCAUUGAAGAGGAGGAGCCAGAAACCAAAACAAUCUCCGGCUCCAACUUCUACUGCAAUGUUAGAUUUGAACCAGGUUUUUUUGCCGAUCAGUGAAGAAAUGGAAGGAUUCGAGGUGGAACCAAAGCCUCUGAAUGUGGACUGGUUUAAGAGGUUUUCAAGGGAAGGAGGAAAUGAGUUAUUUAAUGAUUCCAUGCUCUCAAUUUGCCAAGAUUCCGGGAUUGGUUCGAAGAAACCGGCUGAAAGGAAAGUUUCAUGGCAAGAUCAGCUGGCGAUCGAUUCGAAGAAAAACACUGAAAGGAAAGUUUCAUGGCAAGAUCAGCAGGCGAUUGGUUUGAAGAAAAAUGCUAAAAGGAAAGUUUCAUGGCAAGAUCAGCCGGCGAUUGGUUCGAAGAAAAAUGCUAAAAGGAAAGUUUCAUGGCAAGAUCAGCUGGCAUUGAGGAUGUAAGGGCCAUUGCAGGUUUAAUUGGUGAGAAAGAUCUAUAUCUUUUCCCUAACAUCUACUCACAGAAGUUUGUCAUAAUUGGAAAAUAUGUUUCCUUUGUUGAGAGAAAGGAACUUAUUUUCUCUUUUUCUGUUUUUGUUUCAUUAUACAUGUAAUUUGAUAUAAAUUAUGAAACUUGGUUGUAGUUUUUGGCUGAAGUAUUAGCCUUUCUUGCACUUGUUCUAAA
This is a messenger RNA of Dendrobium catenatum, 1681 nucleotides long. RefSeq lists its product as uncharacterized. The transcript has 4 exons. NCBI's taxonomy places the organism in Eukaryota, Viridiplantae, Streptophyta, Magnoliopsida, Asparagales, Orchidaceae. The record is from RefSeq and is a predicted model, not a curated record. Bases 673 to 1458 code for a protein of 261 amino acids.